Molecule: messenger RNA, 1965 nt
Organism: Thlaspi arvense
Lineage: Eukaryota; Viridiplantae; Streptophyta; Magnoliopsida; Brassicales; Brassicaceae
Source: the annotation of a GenBank genome assembly
AUGAAUGACCCCACGACCGGAACAAUCGAAAAGCGGACAAAACAACAUUGCGCGCCAGGCGCACUAUAUCAUUUGUCCACACAAGGACGACAUCUCAGCGGCCGAAGUCCAAAGCCUUUCCCUUAUCAACGUCCAUUCAAUUCGCGUUCAUUGCAAGUCCACUCUCUCUCUCUAAAGCGUCUCUCUGUCAUCUUCGUCUACUCCAGACCUGUUGCUCGUUCUCGUAUACUCUCUAGGGGUUUCGAGGAGAUGGCCACCAUGGAGAGUUUGAUUGGUCUGGUGAACCGAAUCCAGAGGGCUUGUACUGCGCUUGGAGACUAUGGAGGCGAUGACUCUGCGUUUUCUUCUCUCUGGGACGCUCUUCCCUCUGUCGCCGUCGUCGGUGGACAGAGGAGAUUGAGGAGUUCUGGAAAAUCUUCGGUACUGGAGAGUAUAGUUGGGAGAGAUUUCCUUCCUCGAGGAUCGGGGAUUGUAACAAGGAGGCCUUUGGUGCUGCAACUGUAUAAAAUAGAGGACGGCCAGGAGUACGCCGAGUUUUCUCAUCUACCUCGGAGGAAAUUCACUGAUUUCUCCAUGGUCCGCAAGGAAAUUCAGGAUGAAACUGAUAGGGUAACGGAAAGACCAAACAGAUUUCUCCUAUUCCAAUCCAUCUUAGUAUAUACUCUCCACAUGGUGGAAGGACAACCUGAGAGUAUUGUUCAAGAGAUAGAGAACAUGGUGCGAUCUUACAUUGAAAAGCCUAACUGCAUCAUUUUGGCAAUAUCUCCAGCCAAUCAAGACAUAGCAACAUCGGAUGCUAUCAAACUUGCAAGGGAGGUGGAUCCAACUGUAUAUUGUGCUAUGGAUCAGGCCCAUAAUACAAGACUUGCUGUUCUUGAAGGGAGGGCCUAUCGUCUACAACAUCCCUGGGUUGGAAUUGUGAAUCGAUCUCAAGCUGAUAUAAUUAAAAAUGUUGAUAUGGUUGUAGCAAGGCGGAAGGAACGUGAAUACUUUGCUACAAGUCCUGACUAUGGACACUUGGCAAGUAAAAUGGGUUCAGAGUACCUUGCAAAACUUCUAUCCAGGCACCUGGAGUCCUUCAUUAGGGCAAGAAUACCAAGCAUCACAUCUUUGAUUAACAAGAACAUUGAUGAACUUGAAUCUGAGAUGGACCAUCUUGGUAGGCCUAUUGGUGGUGAUGCUGGGGCUCAAUUGUACACUAUUUUGGAACUAUGCCGUGCUUUUGACCGUAUAUUUAAGGAGCACCUUGAUGGAGGUCGACCUGGAGGCGAUCGGAUUUAUGGAGUAUUUGACAAUCAACUUCCUGCUGCUCUGAGGAAGCUUCCAUUUGAUAGGCAUCUUUCUCUACAGAGUGUGAGGAAGAUUGUCUCAGAGGCUGAUGGCUACCAACCUCACUUGAUUGCACCUGAGCAAGGGGCCCAGCUGAAGCUUCAGUUGAUGCUAAAAUCAAUUGGAGAAACUCAGGAGUUGAGGCGGUUUCCUACCCUGCAAGCUGAAAUAGCGGGUGCUGCUGGUGAAUCCUUGGAAAGGUUUCGUGAGGACAGUAAGAAGACAGUUCUGAGAAUGGUCGAUAUGGAGUCUUCUUACCUGACAGAAACUGCCCAGGAGGUAGAGAAAGGGGGGAACCCUGCUGUCACAAAUGUGGAUCGCUACACAGAGGGGCACUACAGGAGGAUAGCAUUGAAUGUGUCUUCUUAUGUGAACAUGGUGUCUGAAACACUCAGGAACACCAUUCCCAAGGCAGUGGUUUUUUGCCAGGUGAAGGAGGCUAAACACUCGUUGCUCAAUCACUUCUACACACAAAUUGGCAGGAAAGAGGCUAAACAGCUUGCCCAGCUGUUGGAUGAAGAUCCAGCAUUGAUGGAGAGGAGGCAACAAUGUGCAAAAAGGCUCGAACUGUACAAGGCUGCCAGAGACGAGAUCGAUUCUGUGUUAUGGUUCUCUGAUCAGAGAUGGACAAAUUGA